AAAACUAUGUUAUAAAUGGAUUCUAUUAUUCUUUCAGGUAAUAAUAACAGCCUCAUCGACCAACCUGAUCUGAAAUUAGAAGUUCGGCCGAAGAGAUGCCGUCAACUUAAGGGCGGAGAGAAAAAGUGCAAACAUCCUGUUGCGAAAAUACGACGACCGCCGAUCGCCUUCAUGCUCUUCUCGAAUGAAUGGAGGAAGAAGAUUGCUAUCAAACAUCCAGGAGAGAGCAACAGACAGAUCAGCGUGAGACUUGGCUUAAUGUGGAAGGCAAUGGAAGGAGUGCAGAAGAUCGAGUAUUUUACCCUCGCCCGUCAGGCGGACGCCGAGCACAAGAAGAAAUAUCCCGAUUAUGUCUACAACCCAAAAGAGGUCCGCAGACAAAAGCGCCUUCGAGAGCAGGCCCGUGGUAAAAAAUUGAGACGCCUCACGACGGCGCAGACCAGCAGCGCCCGUCCGAUGCCUGCCGAAGAACAUCAAAGAGAAGGAAGAUUCCCACGCACACAAGUUGUCGCUUUGUCAGAGCCCACUAAUCCAACAUUUUCUGAAUUUGAGGGACAAAACCAAAUCGGGGAAAAUUCACCGCCUUCUAAGACCCAGUCGAGCACAGCAGAAAUUACGGGCUCACUGAAUUUCUUUUGUGACGUCACCAGAGGUGCAGAAGACGCAAAUGUUCCUAUUCCAGCUUUUGAGCAAGAUUUUGGUUCGGCAGAAUUUGGCCCUAAUUGUCAACAAGUACUCUGUGUACUUUUCUGCGAUCUACAUUAUAUGAUAUGA
Molecule: messenger RNA, 774 nt
Organism: Zootermopsis nevadensis
Lineage: Eukaryota; Metazoa; Arthropoda; Insecta; Blattodea; Termopsidae
Source: RefSeq, a predicted model, not a curated record